Messenger RNA from Metopolophium dirhodum (rose-grain aphid), 2793 nucleotides. RefSeq lists its product as uncharacterized. The record is from RefSeq and is a predicted model, not a curated record. Lineage: Eukaryota; Metazoa; Arthropoda; Insecta; Hemiptera; Aphididae. The coding region runs from base 1910 to 2590 and encodes 226 amino acids. The transcript is spliced from 2 exons.
UACCUAAUUUAUCACUCAUUUCGUAAGUAUUACGUAGUCAUAAUAUUUAAAGCCAUACAAGAAACAAGAAAGUCUAAAGUCCUGUGAGAUACCCUACAACUAGUUAGACUUUCAAUAUCCACAAAUUGGAAGUAUAUUUCAUUAUAUCCAUACGUUUUAUUUCAAUAAUUUGGUUUAUAUAUUAUUAUGUAACCAUUACACUUCGAUUUCGUUCACACAAUUUAAACGCCAAAUGUAUUGAUUUUAAUAAUUUUGUUUAUAUAACACGUAAAAUAAAAUAAAUAAUAAUUAUUGAAUCAAGAAGAGUCUCGUUAAUCGAAACACAAUAUUCCCACAAUCAGUCUUGCCUGCAAAUUCGUUUUCGGUAAUAAUUAUAAUAAAGUACAUUUAUUGGUGCCGAUCUAUAUUUCCUUAAAUUGGUAGAACAAAACGCUAUAAAUCGGUAUUUUUUUUAAAUUGUGAGAUAAUACAAUAUUACCUACUAUUAUGAAAUUAAAAACAUUAUCUACGCAUGUAUGAAAUCUAAGCUUUUAUUUAUGAAUUCCAAUAUUUCGAUUAUACACGUCACACUCCGAUUCUACACUAUAGGUGUCGCAUUAUUGUAACUCUGCUGUAAAAUUAAAUUAAUGGAUUAAUUUUAAAAUAAUAUUAAUAUGAAACAUAAUAUAAAUUCUCUAUUUCCUAUAAAUGUAUAUUAAAUAAACACUUUAUCAAUAAAUAUAUAUAAUAUUUUAUAUUUGUCCAAAAUUUUUAGUAUUUAGCAAAAUCCAUCAUUAAUUAUAAUUUAAUACGUCCUAUGUCAACCUACACUGUCAACACACACUAAAAAUUUCACUUUUAACCGUGGAGAAUAAUGCUGUAUACAUAAUACAAUAUUUACGAAUGAGGUCAACGAACAUAUUCCAAGAAUACAACGUGCACAGUGCAUUCGAACAAUAUUAUAGUACCUAUAAUAAUAUUACACAUAAAUAAAACAAUAAAAUAAUUUUAAAACUGCAAUUAUUUCAUUCAAAUAUGAAUUUGCUCCAAUAAUACAAAUUAUUGCAAAUAUGAAAUUUCUUAACAGAACUUAGAAGUACCCAUCACAUUCACUCGGCGUGUAGAUAAUUAUUUUAAUGUUUAAAGUUCAAACUCUAUAAUCACACCUGUCAAGUUCGGUACCACUUUACGAAUUUGUUGUUAAAUAACAUAAUAGGUACAUACCUAAUUAUACAUAAACUAUAAUUAUUACUAUAAGCAGGUUAGAAACAAUAAUGCAAUUAUUGCCAUUUAGUGUACCCGAGGUACGUGUAAAAAAAAUAUUUUAUUACAUUAUAAUACCUAUAGGUACGUCCUGCGCAUAGUAUAUUAUACUUCGUGUGUGCAGUUAUAUUUAAAUCCUUAAUAAGAUGAUUUUAUACUAUUGUUUUUCAUGUAAAUUUUCAAUGAUAUAUAGUUGCGUACCAAUAUAAAAAAAAAGUCUUGAUCAGAGUGCAAUAAUCAUAAUUACCUAUUUCUACAUAUUUUCCACAAAUCGCAAUACGUAUAGAUAUUAUCAUACCAGCAUUGAUUAUAGUUCAUACAAUUAAUAAUAUGGUACCAGCCACUGUUGAAAUCGCCGUACAAACAACAAAACAAUUGGAUAUUGUUUAACAAACAACGUGAUAUACAUAAUAUAAUAUAGUGAUAAAUCGGUUUUUUUUUUGUCUUUUAUCUAAUCCCGUUUGAUAGUCGAAUGACGAUAGGCAAUAUACGUAAAGCAAUAUAUACAUAAUAUCAUAACGAAAUCCAUCAAAUACCGUACACGGUCAGCAAACGAUCUAUUUAGUAUUCAGUCGACACGCACGCCGGUUGAUAGGUAACGUAAAUGAAAUAAUAUUUGGUUCAAUUUUUUUACACCCGUCCUAGCUCAGAAGAAGAAAAAAAAACUAUGAUCGUUUCCCGUCGUUUGCUGAGUGGUUUCCUGAUGAUCGCCUUAACCAUGUCCGUCCUACACAACGCGACGGUCGCAUCCGCAAGCGGAAACGAUGGCGGCGGCGGUGCAGGUGGUGGCAGUGUCGUUGAUGGUGGUGAAGGCGUAACGCCGUCACCGUCGCUGAUGGACCGAGUGUCGGGCGUAAUGGACAGCGUCAAGAUGCAGGCGUCCGAGACGCUUGACGGGGCGGGAGCCGCGGCCGGGAACGCGGCGUCCGUGCUCAGUCGCCUCCAACCGAGCGUGACCAAGCCGAUAUCGGAAAUCGGCGGCGGCGGCGGAAUUCGUAUUACUGAGAAGAAACUGCCGUCAGGCGACAACGCGCUGGGGCGGCUGCAGGAGACCAAGGGGCGCACCGUGGCCGCGGCCAAGAAGGUGAUGGACGAGACCAUACACAAGCUGCAGUCGACCGUGAGUGACAUACGGCGGACGGUCAGCGGCGAUGACCGGGACGACGUCGGCGGUGACCGGAGAAUCAGCAACGCGCUGGACAGCCUGCUCCGGGCCGUCGGCACGGAGGGCAAGGCGGUGUUCGAGUACGCGUCCGACGUCAUCAAUGAGACGGCCGACCGUGCCAAGGCGGCUGUCGACAAGGCCCAGCAACAACAAAAGCCGGUGCGACAGCCGAACCAACAAUGAUUAUAAUUCAUAAUAAUUAAAUACUAUUAUAAUAUAAUUAUUUCGCGUUACAUGACACUGUUUGCGAGUAUACGUCAUAAUACUAUAAAAAAUAUUUUAUACCAAUAAAAACAAUUGUCCGUUUAAUAAUAAUUGUACAUUUAGUAAUUAAUAAUUAUUAAUAAUAUUUUACUGUUUUACAAUAUAUUUGUAUAAUAAUAUUA